Messenger RNA from Rhipicephalus sanguineus (brown dog tick), 3295 nucleotides. Its product is annotated as ras-like GTP-binding protein rhoA. Gene Ontology annotation, biological process: small GTPase-mediated signal transduction. The record is from RefSeq and is a predicted model, not a curated record. The coding region runs from base 1518 to 2123 and encodes 201 amino acids. NCBI's taxonomy places the organism in Eukaryota, Metazoa, Arthropoda, Arachnida, Ixodida, Ixodidae. Gene Ontology annotation, molecular function: GTPase activity; GTP binding. The transcript has 5 exons.
GCUGCGCCGGCCGUCUCAGGUGUUGCUUCGUUCUCUCGAGUGACAUGUGAGUCACGUGGUUCGUCAAAGCCCGUGACUGUUAUACUCGUGUGGAAUACGUCCCGUCCGAGACGUCUGGAAGACGUCCCAGCUUGGCCAGGAGCAACAGGUGCGACGCGUUGUCGAGAGAGCCGUCGAUUUUGUUUCGAAGUGCAGAAGGCUGUGCUUGACAGUUCUUUCUUUUCUUUUCUUUAUUGGUUUCCAUUGUGAACAUUCAAGCCGUUUUAAUAUCUCUUGGAGACGCGCUCCGCUUGGCCUGCGGAAGCAACUGCACGAAGUGUCGAGCGAGUCGUUGAUUUAGUGACAUUUCGAUCCGAAGUCAGAAAAGGGACUGUGCUUGAACAUUCCAUUUAGAGACCUCUAAAAGACGUAAAGAACCUCUAGAAGGCUAUAAAAGACGUAUGGACUGUAGUUUCAGGUGCACCAACUGUCGAGACGGCGUUUGAGACGUCGUUCUUGUUUCGAGGGCGAGAGACAGCGCUUGACUUGUUCCUUUUUGAGACCUCUAGAAGGCUUGUUCCGUUUGGCUUACGGCAACAGGUGCGUCAAGUGUCGAGAGAGUCGUUGAUUAAGAAAUGACAUUUCCUUCCGAAGGCGAGAAAGGGAUAGCGCUCGAACGUUCCGUUCUUAGUCCUCUAGAAGACGCCCCGUUUGGGCUGUAGUUUGCAGGUGCACGAAGUUUUGAGACGUGUGUUGAGAGACAACGUUUUGUUUUGAGGGCACGAAAGAGACUGUGCUUGAGAACGAAGUGGGUACCCGUGUGGUUUGAGGAGACCUCCGCGCUCUUUUGAGACCAGAAAAAAAAGCGAAAGAAAGCGUCCUGUGCUCCAAAGGCAAGCGUGUUGCGUUUGAAAGCACUGAAACCACAUUUGAGAGCGGACUUGACGCAAAGUGUUGAGACCUUAUUUGGGACGACCUCGAUUUCAUUUACUCUUGAGGUCCUUUCUGAGAGCCAUCGUGAGAACCCGCUUGUGUCUGAACACAAGUUGUAUGAUAAGUUUUCCUGUCAUGUGCGUUGUGCUGUUCAGAACGUCUCGGAUACGACUCUGCCAAACGACCUGCGAGAUGUUUCUCAGAAGCCUUCUUGUCUACGCUAGCAAGUUCAGAGGUAUCAUAGGUUAGGUUCACGUCCCUUUUCGAAGCCAGGAAGGUGUAUAUAUAGGUUUCUGGCGGAAGGGCGUACAGCUGUUCUGACAGUCACUUAACGGGACCAAAUCUGAUACAGCGUUCACACAGAAGACUUGCGCGGUGUGCGUGACAGUUCCGGGACCAGGACAGGUGACCCUACCGUGAAAUUGAGUACCGGUGACACAGUGACCUAAGGGAGACGUACCUUUUUGUUUUGACUACCCCGUGUGCUUUCCUUGGAAUGGAUUUCGCUGGCUACAUUCAAAACCGACAACGUCCCUCCUCCUACAGCUGAAGAAGCGAGACGUUCUUUGUUGCGACUGGAACCGUGAUAGAACAUCAGCUCAAUCAUGGCGAUGCUCACGCUCAAGGUGGUGGUGGUCGGAAGCUGCGCCUGCGGAAAGACCACGCUGAUACGGACUUUCCUUCGCGAUGACGUCAGGGACUCCGCGCCCGCGCCCACCGUCCAGGAAGUCUACGUCGGCCACAUGCAGCACGACGGAAAGAAGGUCCGGUUGGUCAUCUGGGACACGGGCGACUCGGACCUGCUGUGCGACCCUCACCGGGCCUCGUGCUACGCCGAGGCCGACGUGGUGCUGGUCUGCUUCUCGGUGCGAGACAUCUUCUCCGGCAGCGAAGUACCCACGCGGUGGGCGACCGAAGUGCGACACUUCAACCCAAACGUACCCGUGCUGCUGGUCGCCACGCAGAUGGACCUCCGCGAGGACCCCGUGACCGUCCAGGAGCUGGCGCAGAUCAAGUGCCGGCCCACGAGCGUCGCCGAGGGCCUGCAGCUGGCGCAGAAGAUCCAGGCGGCGCACUACGUCGAGUGCUCGUCGCUAGACCUGGCCAGCGUGCGCAAGGUCUUCGAGAGUGUACUCCACACCUGCCUCAGGACGACGCAAAGUCGACAGAAGAAGUCCAGGUGGAAGUGCCUCUGCUGCUGCUGCCGCUGAUGCCAUCACGCGUAGAAGAUCAAUUCCUCUCUCUCUCUAGUCACGUGACACGUGGGGGCCAAAGAAUCAAAGACGGCGGCGUUUUGGCUGCGGACAGGCUUUCAGCAGUACAUUCCAAUCGACGUAUACAUAGUUUUUUUUUUUUUACUGCACGAGACGCCAGCGCGCACUCCUUGUUGUCACAAGCUCGUUGCCGCGAUGUUUCCAUACCCUAAGAAGCUCAAUAGCGGAAGUGCCGGUCUCCGUCACAUCCGGGAGAGUCACGGACCCGAACAGAAACGUCACCGUGUGACGUCAUACCGCCGCUGAUUUGUGAACGAAAGGGUAAGGCUCGGCUCUGCUUGACGUUGCAUAAAAGUGUGUCGCCAUUUUGCGGGGAUAACGGAACCGCACCAAGCACAGGACCGGUUUGAUUGGCGAAUCAUAGGAGAUGCCAUUGCUCUUCUGUGGCCGUAGUCAAACUGAUGAUGAUGAUCUUGCCAAUGUCAGUGAUUGGCCCGUGUCACUGGAUGACCAGUAACCCACGCCGUGCCUCGUCGCGGUUCUCAUUAUUUCACCAGCGUCACUACUGCCAGAACCAGAGUGCCGCCGCUCUGGCGAUGACGUCACACGUCAAGUUUCUCUUUAGGCAACACGACUCUCCCAGAUGUGGCUUCGACCGGAAGUUCCGGCUUUUGCGCACUUUCGAAUACGGAAACAGGCCCCGCUGCCUGGACUGAAACCGUGUUCCUGUGAAACGACGUGCCUUUUAUAUAUAUUUUUUGCAAGUGACCUGAUAUUUCUAGAGGAGAUAUUUUUACAAGAUAUCUUUAUCGGGAAAAUUAUUUAUAGCUUAUGUAUGUGUUGCAGCAUGCUCUAGCUUGCAAGUCACUUAACGAUAUCCGCAGGGUACAACGAUAUCGUUUGUUGUUAACGAUGGUGUGAUAUGCGAGAGCUAUGUUGUAUAUAUUACUCGUGACACAUCACUUGUGAUUCUCGCAGAUGACAGCAAACACUCGCGUAAGAGAGAAGUUUGCAAAAUAGAGAUGGAGAGAUGUGAUACCUACGUAGUACCGAGUUACGGGACCAAUUUUACGCGAGUUUCGGCGAAGCUUGAAGCGACGAAGACGCAUGCGCGUUGAUGUUUUUUUUUUUAAAAAUGAGUGUCCAUAAACGUGUAUUUAUGCCCGGAC